AUGCUAAAAGUGUUUGAAACAGCAGCCGAAUUACAAGAAGCUGAACAGUUAACGAGUAAUUCUGUCUAUCUGUUACCAAUUCAUUAUUCGAUCAGACAUGAGCGCCACGGUGUAUAUCCAGAGGCGAAAUGCAAAGUGUUUGGCUAUCCGGAUCAAUCGCCCUUUUUGUGGAUGGUUAUCCGACGCAAUAAGUUCACAAGGUUACUUUUCGCGUUGAUUUUUAGUUGA
Messenger RNA from Gongylonema pulchrum, 228 nucleotides. NCBI's taxonomy places the organism in Eukaryota, Metazoa, Nematoda, Chromadorea, Rhabditida, Gongylonematidae. The record is from the annotation of a GenBank genome assembly.